UCUACAAAUGACUCGAAUUGCCCCCCAAAAGCAUCAAUGUUGGGUGAUUUCAUGGGUGAAAACGGUGUUAGAAAACGUGCAGCUAUUCCUACUGGUUCAUCAGCCGUUCAAAGCCUACAGGACAGGAUUGUGAAAGCUUUGGAAAGCCUACCAGAAGUUAUCAGUGUAAACGGAACUGCAAUUUCGGCAAAUGAUGACGUCAUUGGUUUUAUUACAGCAAGGAUCAGACUCGAUGUUACAUUUAAUGGUGACGUAACAAUUCAACAGUUGAUACCAUUCCUGAUAUCUGCUAUUGAGGAUUCCGGGAUUAUCAUUCAGAGCCUUGAUCUACUGACCAAUCCCUGUUCCCUGGGAAAUCCAUGUAUUGAUGGAUCUACAUGCGAGAGGGUCGACGACACCUCUGCAGAAGUCCGCUGCAUACAAGAUAUGGUCUCAACAAACACACCGGACACUGCCACAGUGCUCAUUAUCAGCCUCCCCAUAAUCGCCAUCCUGACCAUUUUCCUUUUCGUUGCCACGUGUUUCGUUUGCUUCGCUGUCCGCCGGAAGAGAUGGGAGAUGAGGCAAACGAAUGGUGCUUAUUCUUAUGGAAUACCGGGCUACUUCAGACGGCCAACAGGGGGUAAUGGACGUCCUAGACCGCGAAGAUACCCGAUGGAGAAUACUCUUUCACAGCGUCGCAUUUCUGAAAAGGCAGGCCGGAGGCGAAGCAGGAGUGUCGGCCCCGUGUUCCCGGCGCACACCGACCCUCGGUUCUUGCACGAAGUGAACGCCAAGCUUGAGAUGGGAUUAUAUUCUGGCAUGGAAGACGACGCAUCUCCCGGCUUCAAGUAUCACUACGCGGUAGACGACAAUGGGUUCUCGUACGGAAACCGAACCGGUGGUUACCAUGGUUACUUAACAAAUGGGCCCUACCAACAUGGCGCCACGAAAAGGAGCGAACAGCGUAAAGGAUUCAAUGGAACACUGGACACGUACUUCUGACCGGGCUCCAAAGACAUCACUUACUCCACAUCUUCAACGAUACACGAUAAGUGAAUAUAGUGUAUAUAACCGCGAAUUAGGCACAUUUACACCUCAUGCGAUAGUCGAUGAUAAUCCUUUCGGAGCAGACGCAACGCCCUGUCGAUACAGACCAAUAAUUUGGACAGUUUUUAACUAGGCGUGUGUGUGCGCGCGCAUGUGUGUGAGAGAGGGGGGGGGGGGUUAUGUGCUGAUAAUAGCAAAACACCGGGCUAACUGUAUAACUCAUAGGAAUUAACUUUUGUUCUUUUGAACCUCCCACCCUCAACACACACACACAAUUAUGGUUGCCAUAAUUUACAGUUAUGAAUGCCCUUAAAGCGGGUACAUCUUUAUCAUGUAUAGUGAAAUGACGCAACAAUAUGAAAUACUUAUAAGAGGAGUUUACCUAUUUAAGAUUUGACCGACGAACAAACAGGUCAUGUUCACAUUACAACCAAAAAUCAAAUGCUUUGGUAUAAAUGAGUGAAUGGUCGAAAUUGAACAGGAAAAUUUCAGUUUUACAUGAUUGUAAAAUGAGAAGUAUAUAUUAUUGUUAAUGUAAACAUAGGACAUUCCAAUUGGGCGUGCAACCCCCCCCCCCCACACACACACACAUCCACGUUCCAUGUUUCGAGUGCACAAUUAAACUUUUGUAGAUAUGUUAAUGGUUUUAGCGUUUAUUUUGAACAGUACUAAAUUUAGGCCUAUGUCUUCCGUAAGGUGCUCAAAUGAUAAACAUUGUAUAACUUUAAGUAUAAGUAUUUAUUCAUUGUCCAUAAAUGGAAAUUAUAUUUGUUUAGUACUAAUUACUUUGUAAUUAUGGAAUCUAAUUUUUUGGAAUCACUCCGCCUUUUGUUAACAAAUUUGUUACGUAUGUGUACUCUAUUGUAAUAAAUUAUUUUUGUCUAAAUAACAUUGAAAAAAUGCAUUUGUUGAAAUAGGAAGAAAUGAACAGGGCCCUGUCCACGGAGGAUUAUUAUAUCGUUACUGGGGGUGCUGAGCAUUGUCAAAGCAACCCCAGUAACGAUAGAUAAUCCUCCGUUGCCAGGUCCCUGAAAAUGAAUGUUUAUUUGAAGAAAAAAAAUGAAAUGUUGGUGGUGUUGCUGAAGAUGAAUCGUAAAAGAAAACGAAUGCUAAAAAUGAAGCAUAUGUAUAAUCACGAGAGGGGUGGUAUUUUUACCAUAGUUACACGAACGAAACUACCCUUUAGAUAGUGAAUAAGCACAAAAAAGCUUUAAAAUCUCGACCCAUUUGUUAUUCUUUGUUUUUUUAUUGUCAUCAUUUGAACCUUGUUAAUUACAAUUUUAAUUCUACAUAUUUUAAUCAGUCAUACAUUGCAGGAAACCCAUAUCAACAAGCGAUGCUUUCUAGUGAGUCUCGCCUGUAUAGCAGAGCGAGAUUAUUAAGCGCCGCUUUUCCAUCGGCGCACAGUGAGCCAGGAGUGAGCAAAGGUGCGCCGAAAAAAUGGUUUUGGGAUAUGAAAUGAAUUUUUUUUUUUUAUGUUCUCAGCAAAGACAAGGUCCUCUAGAAUAUCACCAUGCAAUAUUUUUCCAAGAAAUUUUAUCAUUAGUCGCCCAUCUUUCUGAAUAUUACCGGAAAAUGACUCUUUGUGUUAAUGACAAUUUUUAUUUAACGUUAAGGUAUAAUAUCGAACAUUGUUAUAUGUUAUGUAAAUCAAUUUUCGCUUUUUAUAAUCAAACAGAUUGGCUUGAAUAAUACGUAUUUAGCGUAUUAUAUUUUAUUUUGUCCAUUAGUAGGUUAGUCAAAGUAGAGUCAUAGCGUACUCAGUCGACAAUUCUAUUUUUGUAACGAUUGUAAUAAUGAAAACCAAAUAAAAGUUUGGGUAUUA
Messenger RNA from Lytechinus pictus (painted urchin), 2854 nucleotides. RefSeq lists its product as uncharacterized. The transcript is spliced from 6 exons. The coding region runs from base 37 to 984 and encodes 315 amino acids. Lineage: Eukaryota; Metazoa; Echinodermata; Echinoidea; Temnopleuroida; Toxopneustidae. The record is from RefSeq and is a predicted model, not a curated record.